UAACACGUUUGUGAAAUAAUGGUCAAUGUUGCUGAAUUAAACAAAAUCCUCUUCAUCGCUAUCGCUCCAUGGAAAAAUAGCGCUUGCCACAGCCCAGAAAAUGAUUCUUAAAACACUGCACCAGGGUCUCACCAAAUUGGGUAUUCUUGACUGAAAGUGGCAUGCAAUCUCUUUGGAGAGGUCAGAGGCUUGCCAUAAAAAAUGUGUGACAUAUGACGUGGACCUUCAGGUAUGGGGACCGUGAGCGUUAUCGUCAUACAAGUUGGGCUCAAGGCGAUUUUUUUGUUACUCGCGGCAGGCUACAUCAGUACACCAGCAGUGGGGAGCACCAAUGCAUGAUAACUUAAUUGUGCGCGCGCCACGCGUUUGCUGUGGUUUCAUGCUCGGUGAGCAGAGGCGUUCUGAGGAAUCGCGUGGGAAUCACCCCCUCCACGAGUUCAAAGCUUCCAAAACACUCGCGCCCACUCACCCCCUUGUUUGUGCCCACUGGAGAGAUGACCGAGGUGAUCAUUAGCAGCACCCCGAUGGAGGACAUGAGGCUCAGCCCCACCAAAGAACGGCUGACUUUCCAGAUCUUCCCGGACCCCUCAGACUUUGAGCGCUGCUGUAAGCUGAAGGACCGGCUGCCCUCCAUCGUGGUGGAGGCGACAGAGGGGGAUGUGGAGAGCGGUGAGCUGCGCUGGCCUCCAGAGGAGUUCCUCAUCCCGCAGGAGCAGGACGACACCGAGCUCGCCGCCGGAACCAUCCAGAAUGGACAGACAGAGCAGAACUCUCAGCACUAGAGAGACACAUACACACACGUAAACACACAAGCGUACAUAUUCAUAUACAUAUACAUACAAAUACACGUUGCACACUUGCUUACAUACGUAAUGACCUGUGGACAACGCCACCCAUGUACACGUAUUCACAUCAGAAGAGUGCAAAUGCAAACACACUUGUGUGUAACAAAGACCUCCUGUGAUUCCUCUGGACUCUGGAUCACUUCUGCAAAACUCCCUUGCCUUCACCAACUUAUAUGCACACCAGCAUCACACAAACUGAUAACUGUAAUUUCCCCUUCUAGUGUGUUUGUCAUCGGAGGUGUGUGUCAAAAAAGGAACAAAAGACUUUUGUUGAUCUCUAGUCCCUGUCCUCCAGCCAGUUAGUGGAAAGACCUCAUUAAUCAUUGGAUCCAAUGAAGAACAUCAGUAACUGUGAUAAGUUAAAGAUUACACUGAGCAGAGUCUGCCACUUAAGGAUUCCAGAGUUAGUAUUUUUUUUUCCACAGUGUGUGUACAUACCGGUCACUAUUUUGUUGAAAUGCCAUCUGAAUCUUACAGUUGUACAUAAGAGGGACACAAA
Molecule: messenger RNA, 1344 nt
Organism: Alosa alosa (allis shad)
Lineage: Eukaryota; Metazoa; Chordata; Actinopteri; Clupeiformes; Clupeidae
Gene: lbh
Product: LBH regulator of WNT signaling pathway
Exons: 3
Coding region: 495-782 (95 amino acids)
Biological process (GO): positive regulation of DNA-templated transcription
Cellular component (GO): nucleus
Source: RefSeq, a predicted model, not a curated record